AUGCCACGUGCUGUACUGCUGGCCCGAAACUACAGUGCGCAAGAAUUCACGGAGGACGGCAAUGCUUUCUUCUUCGUUGCAGUUAUGUUUUUGAAGGACGCAUACAACUUCGUUUUCAGCCUUCACAGGAUAUCCAGAACUUGUAACCAGAGAAGAAACUUCACUGUUCUGAAUUUGAUCACUCGAGUCAUCGUCGCUCGCUGGAUACCCGUGGUCACUACCAAAGGCAACGAGACUCAACCGCGGCUGGCCCUGUCCCCUUUCAAUAUUGUUGUCUACAACACGCAGGCCCUUCUCCGGUGGAAACGGGUUUCCAUGUGGUCGGUGAAGCUGUGGAAUCCGCUGCGAGAUCUGAAGACGGAAAGUCAUCGUUUGUUUCGUUUCGAAUGCGUGUAA
Molecule: messenger RNA, 396 nt
Organism: Toxoplasma gondii ME49
Lineage: Eukaryota; Apicomplexa; Conoidasida; Eucoccidiorida; Sarcocystidae
Exons: 2
Coding region: 1-396 (131 amino acids)
Source: RefSeq, a predicted model, not a curated record